Messenger RNA from Clunio marinus, 3651 nucleotides. Lineage: Eukaryota; Metazoa; Arthropoda; Insecta; Diptera; Chironomidae. The record is from the annotation of a GenBank genome assembly.
GUUUUGUAAAGAGAAGACGUGAAAUUUGCUGAUUAAUUCAUCGCAAUAUCUCAGAUUUCGUUUCUGGCCAUUAGAAUUAUUUAAAUAAUUAAGACAAAUCUCAACAGUUCUACAUGAAAUCUUAGUAACCGUAGUUAAAAAUAUUUAAAGUUCCUCGUGCCGUGUGAACGUUUUAAAACGAUAUUAAAACAUGAAUCGCGAUAAGAACGACGAGGUGUCUGGCUUCAAAUCGAUUAAUCCAUUUGAUAAAGCAAACUGGUUGUCGAAAUUCUGUUAUUGGUGGCUACGCGACUUGUUUAAGAUUGGAUUAUCGCGUCAAGUCAUUGAAGAUGACAUGUAUCCAUGUGUCAACAAUCAAAAGAGUGAAUACGUAUCGAAGCGUUUUGAGUUAUUAUGGAAUGAAGAAUUGAAUAAAGCAAAGCCGAGUUUAUUCAAUAUCAUAAUGAAGAUGUAUGGAUAUAAAACGAUAAUUGUUGGAUUUCUUUUCUCAGCUGUUGAACUGCCAUGCAGCUUGAUUUCGCCACUUCUUAUGGGAUAUUUAAUCGCAUAUUUUACAAAUAAUCCUUACGAACAUACCGAACAACAAGCUUACUUCUUUGCAACAGCAUUGGCAGUUUCAUUAAUUUUGAUUGUUUUGGUCUUCCAUCCAGCUCAAUUAUUUUAUCUUGAAACUGGUGUCAAGCUACGAGUCGCAUGCUGCUCAUUGAUUUACAAAAAAAUUCUCAGUCUUACCAAAUACACAAUGACCGAUGGACUUGCAGGCCAAGCGAUAAACUUAAUGUCAAAUGAUGUUAGUCGAUUCGAUUGGAUGAUUUGUUUUGCUUGUAAUUUAUGGAAUGCACCAGUUGGUACAGGUGUUGCCGGUUACUUGAUAUACACGCAAAUUGGUUACGCCGGAUUAGUUGGAAUUGCUGUUCUGAUAAUGUCAAUGCCAGUUCAAGCAUGGCUGGGAAAGAAAUCAGCGCAAGUUCGUCUACAAACUGCUCUUCGUACUGAUAAACGAGUCAAGUUCAUGUUCUCGAUCAUCAACGGCAUUCAAGUCAUCAAAAUGUAUGCUUGGGAGAUUUCCUUUGGUCGCAUCAUAAAAGCUGUACGAAAGCAUGAAAUUAACGCAAUUGGGAAAAGUUUCAAUAUUAAAGCAGCUUUGUUAUCGUUUCAAGUUGCAACUGAUAUUGCGUUAUUUCUCAGUCUUGUCACAUAUGUUUACACUGGAAAUUCAAUAACAGCUCAGAAAACAUUCGUCACGAUUGCGUAUUUUAAUUAUAUCAACCACGCACUUGUUGAUUACUGGCCAUUGGCGUUAACAAGUGUUGCAGAAGGUUUUAUUUCAGUGAAAAGAGUUGAAAAGUUUCUUCUCCAUAAAGUUGCUGAAAAGACGAAAGUUUCUGACAUUUCUCAAGCUGACGAAUCAUUAAAAGUUAAAAAAGGUGUAACUUUGAAAAAUGCAACUGCUUAUUGGAAGCAAGAAAGUGAAACGUCAAGUGUUGGAAUUCAAUCGGUUGACGCUGUUUUAGGUGAUCAUAAUUUAAUAGCAAUUUGUGGUCAAGUUGGAAGUGGAAAAUCAACUUUGCUCGAAGUUAUUUUAAAAGAACUUCCACUGACAAAUGGUGAACUGAUCAUAAAUGGAACAAUUAGUUACGCAGCUCAACAAAAUUGGAUAUUUGAAGGAAGUGUAAAGAGAAACAUAACUUUCACAAGUGAUUUUGAUUCAAAAAGAUACAAAGCAGUGAUUCAUGCGUGUGAACUUGAACGCGACUUAGAAUUGCUUCCACAUGGUGAUGAAACAAUUGUUGGUGAUCGUGGGAUAAGUCUCAGCGGUGGUCAGAAAGCAAGAAUUAAUCUUGCUCGAGCGAUUUAUAAAAAAGCUGACAUUUAUCUUCUUGACGAUCCACUGUCAGCAGUUGAUGUCCAAGUUGGUCAUCAUAUCUUCGAAAGGGUGAAUUGGGAAGAGAUUCAUGGCGAAUCAAUUAAUAGCAUUUCCAUCGAAGAGAACUCGGGAAUCAUUGAUCCAAACUGGUGGACAACUGAACGUUUUGUUUACUUUUACACUGGUGGGAUUGUUGCAUUAACGAUUUUCAUGACAUGUCGAUCAUUUGCUUUCUACCAUAUGAGUUUGAGGAUAUCAAUGAACCUCCAUGAUCAAUUAUUUAAAGGCGUUACAAGGGCGAUUAUGUUCUUCUUUCAUUCCAACUCAACAGGAAGGAUUUUAAAUAGAUUUUCAAAGGAUAUGGGAACAAUUGACUCGCUACUUCCAACUGUUGUCAUUGAUUGUAUAAUUUUCUUUCUUCAAUUAUUUGGCAUCGUAAUUAUAGUUUCAAUAGUAAACUAUUGGCUGAUGAUUCCAACUCUUGUCAUGUUUGUUUUAUUUAUUGUCCUACGAUAUUUGUUUUUGAAAACCGCUCGUGAUGUUAAAAGAAUUGAAGCGAUCACAAGAUCACCAAUGUUCACUCAUACAACAGCGACACUUGAAGGAUUGUCAACAAUUCGUGCUUUUAAUUCACAAUCUGAUAUGAUUAAUGAAUAUGAUCAUCAUCAGAAUGUUAAUUCGUCUUCAUGGUUUCUUUUUGUGGCAACAGCACGUGGAUUUGCUUUCUAUGUUGACUUCAUCUCGUCAUUGUACAUCACAUCGAUUAUUUAUAGCUUCUUAGUUCUUGGCACAAAAAAUACAAUUGGAUCGAAUGUUGGCUUGGCAAUCACACAAGCAAUAAAUUUGAUUGGAAUGUGCAAUUGGGGAUUGAGACAAACAGCUGAACUCGAGAAUCAAAUGACUUCUGUUGAACGUGUUGUUGAGUAUACAAAACUUCAAAGCGAACGGUCAUUGGAGACAGAUCCAAGGAUCUUAAAGACGUUACCUAAGUCAUGGCCUAACCAAGGUGUUAUUCAGUUUAAUGAAGUCUCGUUUAAAUAUUCCGAUGAUGCUGAUUAUGUGCUGAGAAAUUUGAACUUUAUCAUCAAUGAAAAGGAAAAAGUUGGAAUCGUUGGAAGAACUGGUGCUGGUAAAAGCAGCAUAACGCAAGCAAUCUUUCAGCUUGGAAUUGUUGAUGGAGUCAUAGCUAUUGAUGGCGUUGAUAUUAAUAAUUUAGGUCUUCAUACAUUCCGGGAGAAGCUGUCAAUCAUCCCACAAGAUCCAAUUUUGUUUGUUGGCAGUUUGCGUGAUAAUUUGGAUCCACUAAACACCAGAAAUGAUGAUGAAAUUUGGCAAGUUCUCGAGCAGGUUGAAUUGAAAGAAGUUGUGAAAAGUCUUUCUGGACUUGACACUAAAGUUGUUGAUGGUGGAUCGAAUUUCAGCACUGGACAAAAACAAUUAAUUUGCUUGGCUCGUGCAAUUCUGAAGAAAAAUAAAAUUUUGAUUAUGGAUGAAGCAACGGCAAAUAUUGACUCUGAAACGGAUAAUUUGAUUCAGACAACAAUUAGAAGUCAAUUCAAUAAUUGCACAGUAAUCACAGUCGCCCAUCGAUUGCAUACAGUUCUUGAUAGCGAUCGAAUUAUGGUGCUAGAUGCAGGGAAAAUUAUGGAAUUUGACACACCAAGAAAGCUUCUCGAUAAUAAACAAGGAAUCUUCUUUAAACUAUUUAAUGAAGCUGGUUUAGAUUUUGAUAGUUUGAAACAGAAAAAUGUUCGAGAUAAAUUGGAAUAAAAAAUGUUCAUUAG